UCUCCUGUCCGUCCCCUGACUGCACUCAUCAUGUCCGCCCAAUCCGCAGCCAUGAACGGUGCUCCCACAUCUUCCGCUUCUCAGACAAAUUCAAAUCCUUCUAAGCCGCAGUUCAAGACGAAUUCUAUCGGAAAGACUCUGGACGGUGCCCGUAAGCAGGCCGCAAGCCCCGUGGACGCCUCGAGAUCUCCCGCUCCCAAGGCCUGGUCUCAGGGCACCAACCCCAUUACACAACGCUCCAAUACUUCCUCGCCCGUUACCAAUGGCCUAGCGAAUGGCAUCUCCAAAAACGCCCAGUCCAAACCCCAGCAAGAGAAUGGCACUUCAAACAAGCAUGCUACAGACAGAUUUCUGUUCCUGAUCGCAAACUUCGCUGGUAUGGAAGCUGCCAUCUUCCUCAAGACUGGAGAAAGGUUCAGCGGUGUCUUUUGUGGUGCUUCUACCGGAUCUGCUGAUCCUCGUUUCACUCUGAAGUUUACCAAGAAGACGAGCCAGCAGGUCAAUGGCACGACUGACCAGUCUGACGCAUACGUUGGUGACGGCGAAGACCACGUCAUGGCCUUCAGCCUCCAAGAUGUUGUGGACCUCUCGGUCAACAGCCUGUACUUGGCUGCUUCGGAAACAAGAGCUCAACAAUCCAAUGCGCCUGCCUUCCGUACCGAUGUCGAGAUCUCAGGCAACCUCAACAUUCGCGAGCGCGAGCUUCAGCCGUGGCAGCCCAGUGCUGACACCGCUAUCAACAUGUCACUUGAAGAUAACUCGCGUCCGGGAGAAUGGGACCAGUUCGCUGCCAACGAAGCCCUCUACAAUGUUAGAAGCGACUACGACGAGAACCUCUAUACCACUGCCAUCGACAGAUCUGAUCCGGAUUACAAACGCAAGGCAGCUGAAGCUGAGAGAAUCGCCCGCGAGAUUGAACGUAGUGCUCCUGUCAACUCCCACGUCGCUGAGGAACGUCGCAUGAACGCCGAGAAGGAUGGUGGCUUGGACGAGGAAGAGAAAUACAGUGGUGUUCGUCGCGAGACCAACAUCACCUCGCUUCUGAAACAAGGUGCACCCAACGCCUACGUCCCUCCCUCACGAAGACCGAUCACCAGUCAGCCCACUGUACCAGGUGCUCCCUUCGACCCAGCUAUCGUCUCGGUCGCACGUCCCAGCCCAUCUACAGCCACAAACUCUGACAGCCAGGCUGCUUUGUCUAANGCAACAAGAGCAGAAAUCACAGGAGCCAAAAGAUGCUCAAACUCCCGCAGCAGCCGUUCCCUCUUUGCCAACCGUGACAGCUCCUUCCGGGAAGCUUCAGCCGCCGCUGCUAAGCCUGCCACGACCACCGCUGCGUCUACCUCAAAGCCAAUACCCUCGAUCAACGCUGGCAAAGGUGCUACUGAAGGUGUUGAGCGUAAGGUGUUGGAUUCGUUCAAGCAGUUCUCUAACACCGAGAAGCUCCGCGUUCAGCAGCACCAACGUGUUGUGCAAGAGCGUCAACGCGCCAGUGCUCGUCAAGAGAAAUCUGUCAAGCUCAACGACCUUAAGAAGUUUGCCGAAAAUUUCAAGCUUUACUCACGCGUCCCUGAAGAUCUCGUGCCUAUCCUUGCCAAGACAAAGGAGAAGCAGAACCUCAUCGUCACAAAGGCAGAGCUGCAGGCGCGUGAGAAGGAGUCAAAGGUCACAUCCGCUGAAGCCAGCCCUGCUCGCAUCGCACCUCCCAAGCCUGAAGUCACUUCUGAAGUUAGCCAAGCACAGCCUGCAAGCCAACCUGCGAGACGUCCUGAAGCCACCAACGAACCUGGCUCUCCACUGAGUCAGAGACAGCGCAUGACUCAGAACAUGAGACAAACCCAAGCCAUACCUCCACGCGGACCUGGCAUGUCGCACGGCGCUCAACCCAGACCGAAUCAGCAGUACAGAGCUCCCAUGGCUAACAUGCAGGUCCCCACUCCUAUCCCUCCUCCAGAGAUCCGUUCCCCUCCCACCGGACCUGCCUCUCGCGAGAUUACGAGUCCUUCUACCGCCUCAGCCAGGCUCAACGUCAAGGCUAUGGAGUUCAGACCUAAUCCCUCAGCAAGUACUUUCACUCCUACAUCACCCACCAAGGCAAGUCCUCAGCCUGCCAAGCGUUCCAGCAUUUCUGCUGCAUCGCCGGCCAAAUUCUUCGCUCGCAAAAGCGAAAAGCCCUUGUCUGAACGUACUCCNCUCAAAGAUGCCUUUAAUCCCGUCAAAUACAUGCUCGAGACUACUGCGGCUGAGGGCAAGACCGAAACCUUUGCCUCGAAUGGAGGAAUUCCACAAGCUUUCCGCACUCCACCAACAUGGGAGGUCGCUGAUGCCAACAAAGAAAAGACGUACCGUGAUAUGUUUGCUCAGAGCCCAGUCGCUGCUAUACCACCUAUGCACACUCCUACCAACAGUGUCAUGGCACACUCUCAUCAACUUCCUCCUCAUCUGCAAAACGGCCCUCCCGCCAACCAGACUCCUCGCUUCUACCCUCCUCAACCUCAUCACCCUGGCCCACACUACGACGAACACCGCAUGCAGUAUGGUUCAAACACUCCUUCCGUACAACCAUCUCCUCGCCUGCCUCAUGCAAUGGCCUAUGGCGGCCCGCAGAUGCACCCGCAAAUGCAGCACUUCCCUGCAGGCAUGCCUCCCUAUGGCAUGAUGCGUCCUCAGCAGUACGGAAGCCAGCAGGGUCCUCCCAUGGGUGGUCACAUGAUGGUACAGCAAUCGUCUAAUGGACCCUUCAUGAACGGAGCCAUGGCUCAGCAGGUACCAAUGUAUGCCUCUCCUGUUCCCGGUCACGUACAGNNCCCCACUUCCCCGGCCAUCCCGCCGGUCAACCUGGUCCCGAUGUAUAUGCAAAUGCCACCCACUGCGCCCAUGAUGAUGCAGCAGCAUCCUGGACAAAUGCAGCAAAUGAGAAACUUCCCGCAGGGUCAAUACCCAGGUGGCCCUCAGGGCCAACACGGCUACCCCAUGCAGCACCGUGCCAUGUCGAACCAGGGAUACAACCACAACCAAAUGACAACUCGUCAACACCAUGCAGCUCCCCAACAAGGCCCUAGUCCCGGUGUGCCACCGAUGCAUGCCGCUGGUCCAGGAGACGAGGGCAAAUGA
Molecule: messenger RNA, 3114 nt
Organism: Aureobasidium vineae
Lineage: Eukaryota; Fungi; Ascomycota; Dothideomycetes; Dothideales; Saccotheciaceae
Source: the annotation of a GenBank genome assembly